AUAGAACUAGCCUUGACCUUUGACGAAGUAGUGCAUGUGGUGUAAGAUUUGAGCAAGACGUAAAAAUUCAUUUAAUUCUUUGUUGGGGAGGUGAACCAAAAUAAAAUAUAUAAAAAAAUGGUUAAGAAUAGGUCAAAAGAAUGGGAUGGCCUUUCUCGUGAUGAGCUAAUGAUUAUGACAAUAUCCGAGAUUGUUGGCGAGUUAAUAGAUGCUUACAAUAAUAAUAAAGAUAUAAAUCUUAACAAGUUAAAGACAAGAAUUUCUGGGAAAUAUGGACUUAGUUCUUCACCCAGAUUGGUUGAUAUAAUUGCUGCCGUACCAUACCAAUAUAAAAAAGUUCUCACUCCAAAAUUAAAGGCGAAACCUAUAAGGACUGCUAGUGGUAUUGCUGUUGUCGCGGUUAUGUGCAAGCCUCAUCGAUGCCCUCAUAUAGCUAUGACAGGAAAUAUUUGCGUAUAUUGUCCUGGAGGGCCGGAUUCAGACUUUGAAUAUUCCACUCAAUCUUAUACUGGCUAUGAGCCAACAUCAAUGAGAGCUAUAAGAGCCAGAUACGAUCCAUUUUUGCAAACAAGGCACAGAGUUGAACAGCUAAAACAAUUGGGUCAUUCUGUUGAUAAAGUGGAAUUUAUAGUCAUGGGAGGAACGUUUAUGGCUCUGAAUGAGGAUUAUCGAGACUAUUUUAUAAGAAAUUUACAUGAUGCAUUAAGUGGCCAUUCAAGUAGUAGUGUAGAAGAAGCUGUCAGAUAUUCUGAAAAAUCUAAAACCAAAUGUAUUGGUAUUACUAUCGAAACUAGACCGGAUUAUUGUUUAAAACGUCAUUUGUCUGACAUGCUAAAAUACGGAUGCACAAGAUUGGAAAUAGGUGUUCAAAGUGUUUACGAAGAUGUUGCAAGAGACACAAAUAGAGGACACACAGUUAGAGCGGUCAGUGAAUCUUUUCAUAUGUCAAAGGAUGCUGGUUUUAAAGUUGUUUCUCAUAUGAUGCCAGAUUUACCCAAUGUUGAUAUCGAAAGAGAUAUCGAACAAUUUAUUGAAUUUUUUGAAAAUCCAGCAUUCAGACCGGAUGGAUUAAAGUUAUAUCCAACGUUAGUCAUCAGAGGAACGGGGCUAUACGAACUAUGGAAAACAGGAAGGUACAAGAGCUAUCCAGCUGAUGUUCUUGUUGAUUUGGUAGCUCAUAUUCUAGCAUUAGUUCCUCCCUGGACUAGAGUUUAUCGUGUACAAAGAGAUAUUCCAAUGCCUCUUGUUACAUCCGGUGUUAAACAUGGAAAUCUUAGAGAAUUAGCUUUGGAAAGAAUGAAAGACCUUGGUACUACUUGUCGAGAUGUACGAACUCGAGAAGUAGGAAUACAAGAACUUCAUCAUAAAGUUAAACCAUACGAAGUCGAAUUAAUUAGAAGGGAUUAUUUUGCUAAUGGAGGUUGGGAAACUUUUCUCUCCUAUGAAGAUCCUGAACAGGAUAUACUUGUUGGUCUCUUAAGACUGAGAAAAUGCUCAAAAGAGAGCUAUCGUUCAGAGUUGCUUGGUAGAUGCUCUAUUGUGAGAGAACUUCAUGUGUACGGAAGUGUUGUUCCAGUUUCAGCUAGAGAUCCUACAAAAUUUCAGCAUCAGGGUUUUGGUAUGCUUCUUAUGGAAGAAGCUGAGAGGAUAGCUAAAGAGGAGCACGGAUCUGAGAAAAUUUCCGUCAUCUCAGGUGUUGGAACUAGAAAUUACUACAGAAAGAUUGGGUACAGCUUGGAUGGUCCAUAUAUGAGUAAAUCUCUCAUUUGA
This is a messenger RNA of Dimorphilus gyrociliatus, 1770 nucleotides long. NCBI's taxonomy places the organism in Eukaryota, Metazoa, Annelida, Polychaeta, Dinophilidae. The record is from the annotation of a GenBank genome assembly.